AUGCCACUCCCCAAACCUCUCCCUAUCACCGGCUUCGGCCUCCUAGGCAUGACAUGGCGCCCCAGCCCAACCCCAGACGAGCAAGCCUUCAGCGCUAUGAAAGUAGCCAUCUCCCACGGCGCCACCAUCUGGUCAUCCUCCUCCGUCUACGGCAUGCCCCCUCAGCCUCCCACAGCAGGCCUCCAGCUCCUACGCCGCUACUUCGACAAGUACCCUGAAGACGCCGAAAAAGUGACUCUCUUCAUCCGAGCCUGCUUAGACCCGGAAACCUUAUCCCCAACAUGCACACGCGCAGGCGUCCGUGCCAGCUUUGAUGAGUGUAGAAAUGUCCUGGGCGACUCCAAAAAGAUAGAUAUCUUUGGGCCAGCGCGCAUGGAUAAGAACGUGCCUGUGGAGGAAACGCUAGGGGCGUUGCGUGAGUUGAUGGACGAAGAAUUGAUCGGUGGGGUUGGGUUGUCGGAGGUGGGUGCACAUACCAUUCGCAAGGCGCACGCGAUGUGCCCGUUGAGUGUGGUCGAGGUGGAGUUUUCGUUGUGGAGUACGGAUAUCUUGGAGAAUGGAGUCACAGAGGCUUGUAAGGAGCUGGAUGUCCCCAUUCUGACGUAUGCGCCGCUCGGGUAUGGGUUUCUUACGGGGCAGAACUUCCCCAAGAACCUAGAACUGGUGGACAGAAUCAAUGACUUCGCCAGGCAGCGCGGCGUCACUCCCGCCCAGUUAGCCCUCGCCUGGAUCCGCGCUCACUCUAACUCUGGGCCCUACGGAACUAUCAUCCCCAUCCCUGGCGCGACAGCAGCUUCUCGUGUCGAAGAGAACUGCACGACGGUUCCGCUGGCAGCUGAGGAGAAAGAGCAGCUGGAUGCGAUUCUGAAGUCGUUUGAUGUUGUAGGGGAGCGACAGGUCGUGGGGAUGAGCUCUGAGUUGUGGGGUUGA
Messenger RNA from Aspergillus costaricaensis CBS 115574, 930 nucleotides. Its product is annotated as aldo/keto reductase family protein. The transcript is spliced from 2 exons. Gene Ontology annotation, cellular component: cytoplasm. Bases 1 to 930 code for a protein of 309 amino acids. NCBI's taxonomy places the organism in Eukaryota, Fungi, Ascomycota, Eurotiomycetes, Eurotiales, Aspergillaceae. The record is from RefSeq and is a predicted model, not a curated record.